Molecule: messenger RNA, 1355 nt
Organism: Cheilinus undulatus (humphead wrasse)
Lineage: Eukaryota; Metazoa; Chordata; Actinopteri; Labriformes; Labridae
Gene: sirt4
Product: sirtuin 4
Exons: 4
Coding region: 91-1023 (310 amino acids)
Molecular function (GO): NAD-dependent protein lysine deacetylase activity; NAD+ binding
Source: RefSeq, a predicted model, not a curated record
GCUGACAAAGGUUCCUAUGUUAUAUCAGCUUGGUGUGCAAUGACAUUAUUGUACAAACAUCUUCACUCCUGACUUCUGCCAAAAAAUAAGAUGAGAGUACCAUGGCAGAUCCUCUUCCCACGCACAGCACCUGUCAGGAGGGCAUCAUCUGUCCCUGCAGGUGUGAUGAAUUUUGUGCCAGCCUGCAGCUCCAGUGAUGCUCACUCUCGGGAGCUGCUGCAGGACUUUAUAUCCCGGGCCACAUGCCUGUUUGUUAUCACUGGAGCAGGACUCUCCACGGAGUCAGGGAUCCCCGAUUACCGCUCAGAGGGGGUCGGACUGUAUGCUCGCACAGACAGGAGACCCAUGCAGCAUGCAGAGUUUGUCCGCAGCGCAAAGUCCCGUCAGCGCUACUGGGCCAGGAACUUUGUUGGCUGGCCGCAGUUCUCCUCCCAUCAACCUAACGCUGCACACAAGGUGCUGCAGAGCUGGGAGGAGAGGGGCAAACUACACUGGUUGGUUACACAGAAUGUGGAUGCUCUUCAUUCAAAGGCAGGACAGAAGAGACUGACUGAGCUCCACGGCUGUGCCCACAGAGUGAUGUGUCUAGGUUGUGGUGACAUCUCACCGAGGGAGGAGCUCCAGCAACGAUUUUUAGCUCUGAACCCUGAAUGGAGCGCACAGGCAGGUGGCGUGGCUCCUGAUGGUGACGUCUUCUUAGAGGACGAGCAGGUCUUUAGUUUCAGAGUCCCAUCCUGUGAAGCCUGUGGAGGGAUACUGAAGCCUGAGGUCACUUUUUUUGGAGACACUGUGAGCAAAGCAACAGUGCAGUUUGUGCAUGGCAGACUGGCAGAGUCUGAUGCUGUGUUAGUCGUGGGGUCAUCAUUACAGGUCUAUUCAGGAUAUAGGUUUUUAUUGGCAGCAAAUGAUAGGAAAAUGCCAGUUGCCAUCCUGAACAUCGGGUCAACGAGAGCGGACCACCUGGCCCAGUUGAAAGUGAGCGGCCGCUGUGGAGAGGUGCUGUCAGUCAUUCAGCCUCUCUGACCCUUAAGGUCUUUCAGUUUGUUUUAAUUUUUUCAAGUCUGUUAAAACUACCUCAUACUUAAACAUAAAAUCUACUUCAGGAUGUCAGGUUCAACUUCCUCCUGCCAUGCCAGGAGAGUUCACUGCAAAAACUGGACACUCUGUUAACUUAUCACAUGCAGGGUAACUGAAUAUCAAAACAGUUUCUGCAUUCAAAGAGUUUUUAAUAAUUUAUUUAACUUCUCUUACUAUAACAGAUAAGUGUCAUGGGAUUGAUAUCUUGCUUCUUCCAAGAGAAACUUUAGAAGUCCGGUUAUUAUAUGUGCAAAUUGCAAUAAAUGACACAGCACUGA